Messenger RNA from Dermacentor silvarum, 5883 nucleotides. Its product is annotated as vesicle-associated membrane protein 4-like. The coding region runs from base 340 to 762 and encodes 140 amino acids. The transcript is spliced from 9 exons. NCBI's taxonomy places the organism in Eukaryota, Metazoa, Arthropoda, Arachnida, Ixodida, Ixodidae. The record is from RefSeq and is a predicted model, not a curated record. Gene Ontology annotation, biological process: Golgi ribbon formation; vesicle-mediated transport. Gene Ontology annotation, cellular component: membrane.
UUCGUGUAGUGAAGAUGUGGCAGCGUCUUGUCAACGUCAAAUACAUUGAUGUAGCUUUUAUCUUGUGCUUCUAGUAGUCAGCACAUACAGUAUUGCUCUGCAGUUUCGCUAAUCUGCAUGCGCUCCUGCUCUGCGGAUACACGGGUUUUCCACACAAAACAAGCAGAUUGGAUACUUUGUCUUCUUCUCUAGUAAUGAAGCAGCAAAUAUAUAGUUAAUUAUUACUUGCUCAAGCUGGAAGGCGGAAUAGGAAGGCUGUGGUGUUGGCUGUAGGGAGAUGAGAAGUCAUCUGCGGGGAAAGUUGUGUAUGCCAUAACGCUACAAAAGAGAGCAGUAAGAAUGCCGCCAAAGUUUAGAAGGUAUCUUUCUGAGGAAGAUGUUACAGAGGCUGCUGAACCUGAAAAGGAAAAGCUUUUGCAAGAUGAGGAAGAUGAAGAUUUUUUCCUUAAGGGACCAACAUCAAGUGGGAAAACUCUUACUAUCCAGGAUAAAAAACUAAGAAGGGUGCAAUUUCAAGUAGAUGAAGUCUCAAGCAUCAUGAAGGACAACAUAGAAAAAAUUAUGGAGCGAGGGGAAAGGUUAGAAGACCUUGAAGAAAAAUCGGAUUCUCUUGCAACAAAUGCUGAUCAGUUUUGGUCUACAGCAAAGAAGAUGCAGAGUCGUAUGUGGUGGCGCAACAUGAGGGUGAAGGUACUACUGGUUCUAGUCAUCCUGGCGAUCUUACUAAUCAUAUUUGUGCCGAUAAUAGUGCGGAACUCAUGAAGAGGUUUGUGCACACCAUGGUUGAACAUUUUCACUAUAAGCAAUGUUGUAAAUUUGUUGCUUGAAUUCAUAGCCUGUAUGUACCAAGGUACCUUUGUACUUCUACAUGUAUUACUUUAUUUUUUUACUUGUAGAGCUUUGUAAAUGUUGGCUUUCUAUGACAUCCCACAAGUAUAUUUGUGGCAACUAAAUUUUGGCAUCCAUUUGUCGAUGUAUUUUGCACGUUACUGUUAAUUGAAGUAUGCAGCAAGCCAUCUAGUCGUGUCUUAGCAUUGAAACUUUGAAAUCUCGAAAUUGUUUUUUGAACACCAGUGUGUGUGCUGAAUGUUUAUCAAUUACUUCACUAUAUGUUGAAUGGCAAAGUUAUUGGCCAGCAAAGCAUUAUUCAUUUGCUGUUUUCAGUGCACAUUAUCUGCUUUCUAUGAAUUUUUAUUGAAAUAUUUACUUGUUAAAUGAGUUCUGUUCAAAGUGCAGAAUUAAAAUGUAACAAACUGCUCUUUAUAUAAUGCAGCCGGAUAUUUUUCAGGAGAGAGAAGAAAGACUUGUGCCCUGUUUAUAUGGCAAACUAACUAAAGCAAUGUCUAGCAUUGUGAUUAAAGUACCGCAACAAUGUAGGUUUCACAAGCAGUAUUUUGCAAUGCAAGUACAGAAUCCUGAGGCUGUAUUGGAAAGGUUGCCUGCCUCAGUAUAGAUUGUACUGUCAUAAUCUACUAAGUUAAUGUGCAUAAACCAAAAAAAGCACCUCCCCUUCCACUCCAUGAAGAUGGUCGAACAGCGAAGCUGUGCAUUCGCGGCCGCUUGGCUGGCCCGAACGGCGCUACUUACGGGGAAUGGGGACGUGUUGGCGUCCACGGGCGACGGCGUUCCUAGCGCGUUGCGAAGGCAUUUUUAUACCCUGUCGCCUCUCCUCUUCAUCCCCGGCGCGAGCUCCGAUUGGUCGGCUUCUCUCCUCCUGGCGAGCGGGUCACGUGACCUCUCCAGCUCCUGUAUGACAGCACCGUCAUUGACGGCGCACGCUCGACUAAGAACAGCUCCGCUGUUAAUAUUUCCAUACGUCAAACAUUUAUUUAUGACUCUAAACUUCCAUGUGAAAGUUGUAAAAGCUUAAAGCAUAACUAAUAAAAAUAUCAGUGCUUGUUCUUGUUGCUUCCGAUUUGAUGUGUCGUGGCACCAUUUCUUUGGAAUGUCAGGAAGUUUCAAAGGAGCAUAGCUCCCCGGUGACUCACUGGUGGGUCACAAUGCACCAGAGAAAUAUGAGUGAGCCACUGGUGGCUCAUAAUGCACAGGAAUCGGGACUUCAAAAAGUGCUGCCGCAGUGAACAUGUGUCUAUUCUUAUCUGCGCAUAUGUGGAAUUUUUAUGCAUUAGCUAUUGAAUACGAUGAAGUUGUGAGCCUGAUCCACUUAUACUGGCAGUUGGAAUAUUGUGGGGCAUCUGGAGUAGUAUCAGGUGAAGCAGUUUUGUGUGUGAUGAUGAUGCUAUCCGUACACUGGAAGUACUUUUUGCCAUGAUAUUUUUGCAGAUGCCACUGAAAUUCACAAUCUCUUAAAGAAGUGAACUAGGAAACCUGCACAAUCUGCAUUUUGGUAUUUUCAAGACGCAAGAAAAAAAGCAAUGAUUGCAUUGUCUUCUGUAUUGUGCCAUGUGUUUCAUGCUGUGGUUCUGAAAUGCUACUGGGAGGAACAGCACUAGCUUGCUUGAAGUGUGCAGUCUUAUUAAUAAUUCUCAAAUUAUCACACAUGAGAGCUGAUGAAUUGCCGCAAAGAGAAACAGGAGAGUUAUGACUGGUUUGCUUUCUGUAGAAUUGUUGAUAAAAAUGUAGCUUGCAUGUCUUGCGAAAUCUUUUGAUAAGUUAUUAUCUGACUUAGGUGUAGGAACCCCAAUGUAAUUGUUCUCUUAUAGUUAAACUGCAGGCUUGACUGAACAGUUAUUUUUAUAGGUUCGAGAUAGUGAGGUUUGACUGAUGAGACAGAGCAGGUGAAUCUGCCUGUAAAAGAAAUGGACUUGGUGAAAAAUUGGAGGGUUAAAGCGUUGUACUUCAGGAAAUCAAUGGCACAAGAUAUACGCGGACAAAAACACAUACACCAGGGUGGGCCCCAACUACCAACUGAGUUUAUUCAGAACAAGAAGUCGAUUUUAUGCACAGCCAAGUCACGUAGUAUGAUAAACAUGAUGCAGAAACAACACAGCACAAAUGCUAAGUGAUCAACUGCACAUGCUAAUGAAAAAGCACACGCAGAUAGUUGCCCAGAAAAAGCAGUUCCUCAUCAAGAAGGCAAAAAACCGCAUGCUGACACAAGCGUCACCCCUUUGGUUGAUGUAAUAGGCCUCUAUUUUAUCCCCUUCUCAGUCUACCUUUACCUCUGCCAAUAAACUUGGAUUGAGUAAACUUCAGAUAACACCCACAUUCCUUGCAAUGCGUGUCCAUUAGGCCGCCAAAACCAUUCUUGACAUAGUCCGUGCUGCCAUGUGCGAUCAUUAAAGCAAUGACCGGUUUGCACGAUGUACUCUUUCUUACAACAAAGUGGUAUCAGGUACACUACUACCCUUGACACACACCAUGAGCUGAUCAGCAUGCGUAGUUCAUCACUUAGCGAUUAGCCAUUUGCACUUUGUUAUUGCUUUUAUAGCAUGCUCACUUUGAUCACGACUUGGCUGUGCGUAAAAGCAAAUUCUUGUUCUGAAUAAGCGAAGUUGAAAGUUGGCACCUGUCUUGUUGUAUGGAUUCUUUGUCUGAGCCUAUUUUGCUCUGAUGAUUUCUACUAGUAUGAUGCACCUACUAACAAACCAAGAUUUUGCUAAAGCAUCAUACUUUCUUCCUGAUGCUUUAGUGUGCAGUAUUGUUGACCGAGUUAUUUAAAAGUAAGCUUUUGAUCACCUCAGCACCUCUGUUACUCUGGACUUUCUAAAUGUCAUGGCUGUAAUGCACACGAAGAAGCGCUUAUCAUUGCUGUUAUUUAAAAUGAGGUUUCUGUUUGCCUGUGGCCCGUAUUGUACUUUUAGUCACAUGCACAAAGUGUCAGAGAAUGGGGUGGCACUCAAACUUGAUGUUAGUAGGGAACAAACUUAGUAGCUUAUGGCAAUACUAUCAAAGUGACAGGUGCCAAUCAUAUUGGUGACUUGUGCAUUCAUGCCAGCCGAAGUUUUUGUGUGUUGCUAGUAGGUUAAAGCCACAAGCUUGUAAAAACUACUAACUAGCUUCUGAACUAUAAGCAGCCAGCUAUUGCCAAGUCAUCACAGACAACUGCACAUUAUUUUUACUUGCAGAAUGAAGCAGAAAUAAUUUCUGGCUUGAAUGUAACAGCCACAAAAAUAAUGCAGUUUGCAUGGCCCAUGUCUGCUGAUGGUAUUCAUGGUGUUAUUUCAUGUGUACAGCAGUGUGUACAUAGCAUAAAUGUGCGAUAUACACUAUUUUGUGAUGCUUGGGAAUGAACGGAAACAAAAAGCAGUAGACAUGGCCAUUAGCAUAUAGCAUCUGAUGCAGAGCGCUUAGUCCAAGAUUAGUCAUGUGCUUGUAUUUGCAAACAUUUCAAAGUGAGCAGUUUGAUAAAGAAGCAGGCAGAAGGUAGGAAAUGACAUACAAAGUGUAUUCAUCUAGUAUGUGUCUAUUCUGUUUAGACAGGUAGCCCACCAGCACAUAUUGGGAUUCCAUAAAUGUGAAGAAGGGUAAUGAGUGUGUUUAAUGUCGAGAAUGCUGCCUUUGAAGCAACCAAGACUGCAUAAUAUGAUUUUGUGUGUGAGGGGCAGUCUACAAAAAACAUAAUGCACAUGCUUUUUGGAUGAGAAAAGAGACUUCUUAUAGUUGCUCCCAUGUAUGCUUUUGUCUUCCCGUGCUCUACUGGCAUCCUUUCUUCUUGAUGUGUGCCACUAAGCAGUGUCCAUUGGUUUGGACAGCACGAGACAUUGCACGGAGAAUAAGUCGCUUGAAGGAAGGAUGCCACCAGAUUGGUGUAAGAAUGGCACACACAGGCAGCAAGCUCUGGGUAGUUGGAGGUGGUUGGGGGUGGGUUGCGGCUUUCUAGCAGAUACCUCUGCUUGUGUUCCUGUAUCUAUGCUGGUACAGGGACACUAACCUCUGCUUCAGAAGGCUGCCAUCUAGAGGCCCACAUUCUGCCAACGUGUUCCAUCUGGAAUACCAAUCUCUAUUUAUAGUAUGCCUCAUUAUGCAUGUGGAUUUGUAUUUUGUGUGCAUAAAUCUUGGCAAGUUAUCCCUGAUGUCUAAUCAUCAACAAACUACAACUUUUAUAAAAGCUGUUUUCAAUAGUCCUUGAAGUAAUGCAAAAGUCUGAUUAAUAUUUAGAGUGCAUUGCUCAUAGUGGCAGUACAGUUUAAGAAAAUGGGCAGAACACAUCCCUGAUGUCUAAUCAUGUAAGCGAAGCUUUCCUAGUUUUGGAGGACGGUGCAUUGAAACAGUACAAUAUGCGGCGGGGGGAGGGCUAUUGUGCAAGUGUCCACCUAGUUCACUGUCCAUUUCGGUUGCUGUUGAAGUGCUGAUUGGCUCUGCUGAGGUUACAGUGAGAAUGGGGCAGGUGCCAGCCUUCCUCCUCCUCGCUAGUACUACUACAGCCAAUCAGCACCCAUAUGCGACUGUAAAAUGUGGUGAGUCAAAGGCUAAAUUAGAAGAGGUUGGAAGAUUGACUGCAAGUAUGCGCAGCUAGUUAUGCCAACAAACUACAACUUUUAUAAAAGCUGUUUUCAAUAGUCCUUGGAAGUAAUGCAAAAAGUCUGAUGAAUAUUUAGAGUGCAUUGCUCAUAGUGGCACUUCUGUGGCUCGGUUGCCAAGCUGUUUGUAGUGAGGUCGCGUCACCGGCUCACAAACGUGGGCUAGUGGUCUGUGGUAGUUUGGCAUGCAGUCUUGACUUUUGUGUAACGUUGAAAGGAAAGUGUGUGAGCUGAAACUUGGCUUUGGCACAUUUUAUUGUAUCUGUGAUGAAAAUCGUGUUGGCUUUUAAUUGUUGAAUGACAAUUGUGUGUACGUGCACUGUGACGAUAAUGGCUUCCUGUGUAGAGCGCCCUGUUGCUUCUCUGAAGCGGCCACCAUAUUACCAAUAGCACUAAUGAUGCCGAUUGAACAUUUAUGUACCGUUAUAAGCAUUAAAGACAUUCAAAAUAACUUCUGCAA